Molecule: messenger RNA, 2518 nt
Organism: Malaclemys terrapin pileata
Lineage: Eukaryota; Metazoa; Chordata; Testudines; Emydidae
Gene: CCDC65
Product: coiled-coil domain containing 65
Exons: 5
Coding region: 466-2352 (628 amino acids)
Biological process (GO): axonemal dynein complex assembly; regulation of cilium movement; cilium-dependent cell motility
Cellular component (GO): axoneme; axonemal dynein complex
Source: RefSeq, a predicted model, not a curated record
GGCAGGGGUGCACCGCUCCAGGGCCUGUGUAGUGCCCCCUGCGAAUUGCCCCCUGGGCGCUGGGAGCCGAUCUGGAACCUGGAGCUGGGCAGGAAAAUGGCUUGGGGAGGGUGGGGGCAUUCGACAGAAAAUGUCGACUUUUGGGCCAACCCUCGAAACCUGCAAUUUUGCUUCUGAAACGUCUCCCCCAAAGGAGCUGUCGUUCCAGGGCCUCGUUCUCCCGCGUGAGCCGGGCUCUCCCCUCGUAAUGCUGAACCAGUGCGGUACGUGAUGGGCGUCCCCGUCAGUCCUUCUGUCGCACGCUGCUGGAGUCUCGAGCUUGUGCAGUGCUUGGGGCUGCAGGUUCCACUUGAGCGAGUUAGAUACCGGUAGGUGGUUGGGAUGUGCUCCCACCCGGCCAGUGUAACCUUGUGACCCACCCCGCAGGACAAGCUGGCGAAGGAGGAGCACAACAGCGCCCUCAACAUGAAUAAAAUCAACCUGCAGUGGCGCACGGUGCUGCGGGAAGUCAAGGCCAGAGAACUGCGCAAGGACAUUGAGAUCCUGAGCCAGACCUUUGAGCGGGUGGUGGACUGCAAGGACAGUGUCAUCCGGUCGCUGGCCAGGGACCUGUCCGAGGCAGAGGCACAGUACACUCAUGCCCUGUGCAGCCACCUGCACAACAUCGACCAGUUGCUGCAGCUCCAGCGGUGCCGCCUGAGGUACCUGGAUGAGGAUUACAACACCGAGCUGGAGGUCCUGAAGAAGGAGUUUGAGACAGAAAGGGGGAUGAUCAUCGAGCACCAUGACAAGGAGAGCCGCUACCUGCGGGAUGUGCUGCUGGCCCUGGAGCAGAACUUCAGUGAGAGCGAGUACGAGGCCAAGCUGGACUUCCAGAGCACCAGGGACGACGUCAAGAACAAGAACCUGGAGGAGAAGCACUAUCUGCGUGUGCAGCUGGAGGGCACAGUGGAGGAGCUGUGGAAGCGGUUCCAGCAGGCGCUGAAGAACUACACCGAGGCAACAGAGGACCGGAAGAUUGCAUUUGAGGCCCUCAAGCUGAAGGAUGAGAAGAGCUCCAAGGAGAUUGAGAUGCAGAUGAAGAAGCUGCAGAAAAUUCAGGACUCCAUUGGCAUCCUGAAAGGCAAGAUCGCGGCACACAUGCGGGAGGCCGAGGAGCAGAACCGGCGCGUGCACGAGGAGAAGGAGGUUGUCCUCAAGCAGCUGCAGAAACUCAAGAGCCAGAUGAACCAGGCCAGGGCCAAGGCCAGGAGCAACCUGGCCAAGCUCACCCUGGAGAGCAGCACUGCCCUGAAGAAGCUAAGGGGUGUCCUUGAAAAGGUAAAGGCCGGAGUUCCCCUAACCCUGCAGGAGAGGCCUCUGCCCCGCCCACGGGGCCCUGCUCUUCCAUGCAUGCCUGGAGUAGCACUGGCCAAAUGCAGCUCACCGCUGCCCCUGUCCAGGACAGGCAGCAGAGAGAAGUCCCAGCCAUGCAGCCUGGCUGGUGGGAGACUCGCUUCCCCCAAACCCAUCAUCCCUUCCUGGCCCCAGGGCGACACUUCUCCUGCCGUCCCCCUGCGUUGUCCACACAAUCCAGCACCCCCCAGGAAAAGCGUCCCCUCCUGGUGUCCAGAGCACACUGCUCACCGAGCUGUCCCCAAGCGGCCCGCUAAGGCCUCGCUUGCCCCGCAGGCAGAGCUCACCCUGCGGCUGGCCGAGAUGUGUCGGAAGCUGGAGACCGAGGAGGAGAAGGUGCUACCGUUCUACGCCUCCUCGCUGAGCAGGGAGGAGCAGGAGGAGCUGGAGCAAGUCUCCCUGGAGAAGCCUGGGGAGCAGCUGGCCCAGGUAAGGGGUGAAACCCGGACCCCCUCCCCCCCCAUCAGGGUGCUGGAAGGAGGGCGCCGGGGGUGCCUAGAGGCAGGCUGGCAUAGCUGGUGGAGCAUGUGCCGCACUGGGCGGCUGGGGAGAAGGUUGCUGAGAACCAAGCGCUCUUUAAUUGAGGGGACAAGCAGAACCAGAUGGGGUGCAUUGUGGGAGCCCCCCCUCAGCUCUCCUCUGUCCUUCCAAGUGCAGCUGAUGCAGGAUUACCUGGGCCUGGAGCACUUCUGGCAAAGGUACAACAAGGUGAAGCUGGAGCAGCUGGCUCUGGAGCGGGAGAAGGCAGUGCUGCGCCAGGAGAACCAGAAGCUGCGCUUGCUCCUCAAGCAAUACCUGGACGGGAUCUCGGUGAGCGACGAGGUGCUCAGCCGGCUCAACCCACUGCUCAUCCUCAACCCCAAGCCCCGUGCACCCGGGCCCGCCGGCAGAGCCCACCGAAAACCGCCCCUUCACAAUGUCAUCGAGGCUGCCCACGAGGUGCCACACAUCCUGUGAGCCGCCCCGCCUGGGGCAUGCUGGGAACUGCGCUCUGCCAGCUGCGGCUGCUUGUGCCUGGCGCGCGUGGCUGGAAGAGUCGGGCGUGAGGAGUGGCGAGCGCUUCCCCGGCGGUGCUGUCCCACUCCGUGCCCACAGGAAGCUGCCAUUAAAGGGUUGUAAUGAU